UGGGUGUCAGUUGUGGGGCGGAGACAGUGGGUUGGAUGGAGACAGUGGGCUGGCUCUGCUCUGGUUGCAGUGUUCAGGAAGUGAAUUGCUGGGCUUUUCUCUGCACAGAUGAAUCGGGAAUAAGGAGGCCUUUGUGUAUACAGUGUACAGAGAGGGUGUGUGAUGUCCUCCACAAGAAGAGGUUGGUGGAAUGUCCUCAUUGGAAACGGUGAAGAUCCUCCUGGGAUCCAGAUGUUACCUUGUUCCCCGCGACCAGCUGGUGGCUCAAAGUGGCUUCUUCCAAGCUCUCUUCCGCUCAGGGAUGAGGGAGAGUACCGGUGAGGUGGUGACUUUGCAUGGACUUACCCAUGAAGGCCUUGAGGGCGUUCUGCGCCACAUCACAGGGGGGCCAGUGCAGACAUGCAGCCCUGCAGAAGAAGUGAAGUGUGGACUCAAGGCGCUCACCAGUGAGCAUCUGUCAGGCCAAGAUGAGCCAAGUUUUGUCCAGGAGGCCUUCUCACAAGGUCCACUGCAGGCAUUGGUGGAAGCCGCCUGUUACUUGCAGGUCCAGGGACUGUUGUCUCUUUUGCAGUCCUCGUUGUCAGCGGACAGUUGCCUGGACCUACUGGACGUGUCACAGCUCCAUGGCCAGUGGGAUCUGGCUGCAGCCUGCCUCAGUUACAUGGCUGCUCACUACCACUGUAUGCUGCAGAGAGCAGACUUUCAGGAGAGCCCCGAACCCCUGAAAGAGCGAGUCCUCCAGGAGCGUCUUCGAGGUGUGCCAUCACUGCUACUGUUGUCACAGCAGAGAGGUGAUUCUUGGGUGCUCCUGCGAUACCUGGAGCUCGGAAGAGGGUGGCAGAUCAUGCCCAGUGACGUUCCACAGAGCAUGCUGCAGGUGAAGGGCUAUGGGGCAACCUCACUCAACAACUAUCUCUUCGUGGCAGGAGGGACGCGUGAGAAUGGACAGGAGGUGAGCGCUGUCCACUCCUAUAACCCCAGCACUGGAUUCUGGAGCGAAGAACCUGCCAUGAACCAGAAAAGGUAUAAUUUCCGGCUCCUCGCAGUCGGCGGGUCCCUCUACGCUGUCGGAGGCCAGUCCUUGCAGACCAUGGAGUCCUUCAAUCCAGCUCAGAACACAUGGAACUUAGUCGCCCCCCUUCCAGACACCCUGGUGGAGUUCUCAGCCUGUGAAAGCCUGGGGAAGAUCUAUGUAGUUGGUGGUUACACUCCACGAGGACGAAACCUGAAGGUGUUGCGGUACUGCCCCUCGGCUGAUCAAUGGUCGGAGUUUGACAUCUUGCGACAUCACGUCCGGAAGCAGCAGAUGGUGUCCAUCGAGGAGACUUUGUACUUGGUGGGCGGAUUCAUACGGGAUGGUCAGUCCGGACAGAGCGAGGACUCGCUGAACAUACACUCGUUUGACACUCGGACCAAGGAGUUCACCUGCCUCAAAGUGAUCACCUCCAAAUCAGGGCUGAGCAUCUGCUGCACCCUGCACAAUGACGGCAUCUAUAUUCUGAGCCGCGAUGUUACCCACGGCACGCUGUGCAAACACCGCGUGUUUCUCAAGUACCGAGUAUUCUCUGAGGUCUGCGAGUACGUCCGCGGAGCCCCAUCUGAGGGCCACAACAUGCACUUGUUUUCUGUCUACCUUUCCUAGAGAUUACAAUGUAGCAGGACUGUGCAAAUAAACAGCACCACCCACCACCCAGCCUUCACUACAAGCACUGUCAUCAAUGUGGUGCGAUUGGUUACAUUUUUCACAAAUCUCCUUUGUAAAAUCCCACUAAGACUUCAAAGACAAUCAUAUUUUUAAAGAAGACUUCUGAAACACU
This is a messenger RNA of Rana temporaria (common frog), 1817 nucleotides long. It is a transcript of the gene KLHL42, whose product is annotated as kelch like family member 42. NCBI's taxonomy places the organism in Eukaryota, Metazoa, Chordata, Amphibia, Anura, Ranidae. The coding region runs from base 191 to 1642 and encodes 483 amino acids. Gene Ontology annotation, molecular function: protein binding. The transcript has 4 exons. The record is from RefSeq and is a predicted model, not a curated record.